This is a messenger RNA of Bactrocera neohumeralis, 1758 nucleotides long. Its product is annotated as cyclic GMP-AMP synthase-like receptor. NCBI's taxonomy places the organism in Eukaryota, Metazoa, Arthropoda, Insecta, Diptera, Tephritidae. The transcript has 4 exons. The record is from RefSeq and is a predicted model, not a curated record. The coding region runs from base 216 to 1403 and encodes 395 amino acids.
CUAUGUGCUCCAUGCAUCUAUUGCAUUUUAUCGUAAUUUCUGUCAUUCUUAAAGAAUGGUUGAAAUUAGUCUUCCACCACUCUCUUACAAUUUGCACAAGAUCGUGAUCGCUGAUUUAAGAAACUUUGCAAAAUAAAGGAAAUUGCACCAGCUUUAGAAUUUUAUACGAUAUUCUAAUAUUAUAGUAUUUCAACGAUAUUGAGUAAUCAGUAAAAAUGGACGAAAUUUUUGCAAAAAUCAACUCUGAAAUCAAUAUAAAACGAUACAAACGAGAAUAUAUGGCGCAUUUUGAGGUCUUGCGUGAUACAAUAUUUACUGCUCUAAAAAAGAAUCAAACCUUUGCUGCACUCUAUAAUGGCAAUUAUUUGAGAGGGAGUUAUGCUGACAAUUUGAAAGUAAAAUAUCCGAAUGAGUAUGAUCUGGUAUUCCGCCUUAAGUUGCCCGAAGAAAAACGCAUGCUAGUGGUAAAGGAUAAAAAAAUACCAGGAAAUGUAAAAUUGGAUUUAUCAGAGAUACUUCAUGUUAUUAUAAAUCAAAAGCAACAUGUAAAUACUUAUAAACAAUUAAAGAAAAUGGUAACCUCCGAAAGUCUACUCUCCAUACAAUUACUGCAAAGUUGGUUGGAAAGCUGUUUUACAAAAGCGCUAGAUGAUAUAAAUAAAAAAAUAAUUUAUAAUGAUAUCACAACGACUUUAUCCUACAGCAAACAAGGUCCAGCACAUACAAUUUCUGUCAAAGAACCUUAUAUGUAUUCAGUGGAUUUUGUGCCAGCUAUAGUGUUAAUCAGUUCCAAAGCCAUUUUACCAAGCAUAUCGAAAAAUUGGGACGCCAUUCCUAAACCGUUAAAAUUUAUACACAGUGAUACAUCAUUUCGUGCAUCUUACGAUAACCUAGAAAAUGAAAUGAUAAAAAAUAAAAAUAAUUUAAAGAACGCUUUAAGGAUUAUUAAAAAAUUUCGGGAUAUACACACAAAUAUGCACAAUUUAAAAAGUUAUUACAUAAAAACUUUGUUUCUGUGGAGAGCAUCAAGAGAGCCGGAAAAGUUUUGGUACCAGCCCAUUGGAUUUGUUGUUAUACAACUGUUUACAGAUCUUAGCAAUAGUCUUGAAAUGUGUAAGCUACCUUUUUAUUGGGACCCUAAAUUGAAUUUAUACGAGCAAAUUGGAGAGUCUGGAUUAACCGACAUCAGGAGAUGUGUGCAAAGUAAAAAAAAAAUACUAGAAAACUAUAUAAGACUGAAAGUUAGAACGGAAGUUGAUCAUUUGAAAGUUUACAAAACCUUUUUGACAGUCACGGAAUUAAAGGAAAAUGGUUUAAUAAAGAGUUCAGCAAUUCCAGAGGACAAGUCUCCAGAGAAAAUAGAACUAAAGAGUUCAGAGCCCAGAAGAUGUAUAAUACAAUAACUAUUUUUUUGUAGCUUAGGCAAAUAAAGUCAACACUCUUGUGCUAACACAGUACAGCAGCUAAUCGGGGGGGUGAAGGUCCAUUAUUUUAUUUUUAGCAAUUUUUCAAUAAACUAUAUUAAAAGAAAGUUAAAAUUGUCAUCCCUGACUUCGGUCUAGGUAACGUGGAUACCACUUGCUGUUCGAUAAUUUUAUAUCUUUAAAGAAAUCUGAGUAAAAUGAUACAAAACAUGUCAAUUAUAAAAUAUAAUGUAUAACUAAGUAGUAAAAUUUCAUCUAUUUAUAAUUUUUUGUGUGUUUCUGUUAUUGCUCAUGUUUUGUUUUAUAAAUAAAUCCAAAGAUUAUUUCAUAAAAA